Messenger RNA from Girardinichthys multiradiatus, 2532 nucleotides. RefSeq lists its product as uncharacterized. Bases 152 to 682 code for a protein of 176 amino acids. NCBI's taxonomy places the organism in Eukaryota, Metazoa, Chordata, Actinopteri, Cyprinodontiformes, Goodeidae. The record is from RefSeq and is a predicted model, not a curated record. The transcript has 6 exons.
GAGCACAUGCUUGUGGUGGGCUGUUUGUCUGAGUGAAACUGGCAUGGCAUUCCCGUUCCCACUGCAUCUGUUCUCCAUUAGAGGAGCUGAGAGUAUAAAGCAGGGAGCUGACAGGGGCUGGGAGCUAGUCUAGUUCCUGCCUGGCUGGAUCAUGGGGUUUAGUGUCUGGCUGUGUGUUCUGUGCCUGCAGGCAAGCCUGCUGUCGUACACCCUGGACUGCUCAGAGGGAAUCCAGGGAGAGCUGUGUGCUGGUGGACAGACCGCAGACAGACAGCAUGAUGACAAAAGACCACAGAGAGGGCUACACUUACCUGAACAGCUGGAUUUGUUCAGACGUAAGCGGCAGUUGGAGCGGACGGGCCCCACCCACCUGAGUCACCCCAGCCUACCAGGAGCCGUCUCUGUCAAGGGCUUCCCUAACACUCUCAUCCAGGCUGAUAGGUCGAGGAGACACUUGAUUAAAGCUGUGAAUAAGAAGAAGAACUGGCAUAAACACCGUGCAGGCUCUUUCUCCCUCCUUAGAAACAACAAGACAGCCAACCCCCUACAGGUGACCAGAGUGAGAAGACAGGUGAAGCUUGAUCCACCCAAGAGGGGGAAGUCAGGUCGUUCUGGAGCAUUCUCAGUACUGGGAGAUCCUCAGGCUGACGGACAGAGCGAAAGGCCUGAAAGGAGCAUGUAAGACAUGAAGCACCACAGCAUGGGAAUGCAAAUCAUAACAAAGGAUGUGCACAGUACAGCCAAAAGAGGAAAUUGUAACAGAGAAAGGCUAUGAAAAUCUAACAUCUAACUGUGUUUAUUUAGUAUUUCAUCAGAUAACUUUUAAGUGUCUACCAUAAUUUUUUUACCAGAAAGCUGACUAACAUAAACCAGCGCGACCCUAUGGUGCAUUCAGUUUUAUUCUGUGUCUGCAUGUUACAAUAAGAAAUCUUGUAUUCGUAUUUUACUUUGCUUUAUUUUGCUGUAACCUAUUUAAUCGCAUCUAAAUGUUUGGAGUAUAUUUUUGCACAACAGUUUUUUUUUUUUCUUGCUGCCAUGUCAGGUUUCAAUAAAACUUUAAUAGAGAUUUAUAAUUAACAAGUCUUUAAAAAUGUAUACACUUUUAUUAAGGAAGUUUGAUUUUAUUUCUCUUCACUCCAUAAUAAGUUACAUUUUUAUUUUACUAUAAGGAAGCCUUUAAAUGGAUCAUCAGGGGGCCUUGAAUGACCCUAUUUACAAAGCCGAGUUACACAUGGCAAACAUUACAGGUAUACCAUGGCUGGCUGCAGGGUGGACCCAGCAGGAGCUUACAAGAGAUCCACUAAUCCAUUCAAAUUACUGCCGCCAACGGCAAAAAGCUUCCAUGUAAGAGAGAGAGGGAAAAAAAUUCAAAAUCAAGUCCAGACCAUCUGUUGCAAGAGCUGGACUAUUUUAAAAGUGCCAUUUUACUUAUUUUUGGCCAGAAAUGGAAAUGUAGUUCAGUCUGGACAGAAAGAUUUGUUUCAGCAUUACACUGGAAACAAGGAUGGGAAAAUAUGUGCACAAAAUGAGAUGUUUGUAGACUGCUAUGAGGUCUGGUCUCUGUGGAAAAACACCUGUGCGUUACUAUAAUGAAUGUUGAGUAUAGGGACACAGUCUAAACCUGUUUACUUUUCUUGGAAAACAGCACAAUCCAUUCAACAAAGGUUUACCUUAAAUGUUUUUUUACAGGUCUUGUUAAAAAAGUUCAGUGUAUUUUACUGAGACACACACAAAGAAUAGUGUGUACAUAUAUUGCUCUACCAGCUUUGCAAAUUUUUGUUCAUUCUUCAAAAAAGGUCAAGUUAGCAAUCCAGUUAAGUCAGACUGGAAAAAUAACAUCUUUGAAAGUCAGUUUCCAAACCUUUCCAUAUAUUUUGUAUUGUAUUUAGGUCUGGACAUCAACUUAUAUGCUUUCCAUUGUAGCUUUGACUGUAUGUUAAGGGCUAUUACUCUGCUGGAACGUGAAGCUCCACAUCAAGUCUUUUGCACAGUCUAACAGGUUUUCUUCCAAGAUUGCCCAGUACUGUAUUUAGAUCCAUCCAUCUUCUAAUCAACUCUGACCUGUUUACCUGUCCAUGCCAACAAAAAGCAUCCUAUCAGCAUGAUGCUGCCACCACCAUGCUUUACUUUAGGGUUUGUGUGUUCAGGAUGAUGAGCAAUGGAAGUCCACAUCUUGGUCUUAUCUGACCAAAGAACCUUUAACUAAUUCGUCCUUUAGACAGAUUCACCCACUUGGGCUGUGGAUCUCUGCAGCUCCUAGUUUAGGUGGACGGUUGUGUCUUGAUAGGGUUUGCAGUUUUGCCAUACUGUUUCCACUUUUGCGGAUGGAUUGAGCAGUGCUCCACGAGAUGUUGAAAACUCAGGAUGUUGUUUUACAACAAUAUAACACGUCUUUAAAUGUCCCAACAACUUUAUUUAUGACUGUUCCAGUGUGUUCCUUGGUCUUCAUGCUGUAAAUAGUUCAAAUAGCACAAAUACAUUUGAAAAACUCUGUAUACGUGAAUGAAUUAAAAAGACCAUUGAAGUAAAUAG